Molecule: messenger RNA, 1476 nt
Organism: Emys orbicularis (European pond turtle)
Lineage: Eukaryota; Metazoa; Chordata; Testudines; Emydidae
Gene: BAIAP2L2
Product: BAR/IMD domain containing adaptor protein 2 like 2
Exons: 14
Coding region: 1-1476 (491 amino acids)
Biological process (GO): actin filament bundle assembly; actin crosslink formation; plasma membrane organization
Cellular component (GO): cytosol; nucleoplasm
Molecular function (GO): protein binding
Source: RefSeq, a predicted model, not a curated record
AUGGAGCAGUCCUACAGAUCCACAAUCUCCAUCUACAAGAGCAUCUUGGAGCAGUUUAACCCUGCCCUGGAGAACCUGGUCUACCUGGGCAAUAACUACUUACGUGCUUUCCAUGCACUGUCUGAGGCUGCUGAAGUCUAUUUCAAGGCAAUACAGAAGAUUGGGGAGCAAGCCCUGCAGAGCUCCACCUCGCAAAUGCUGGGUCAAAUUUUGAUGCAGAUGUCUGACACCCACAGGCAUAUGAACUCUGACCUGGAAGUAGUGGCUCAGACAUUCCACGGCGACCUGCUGCAGCACAUGGAAAAAAACACCAAGCUGGACAUGCAGUUCAUCAACGACAGCCAUCAGCGGUAUGAACUGGAGUACCGGCACAGGGCUGCCAACCUGGAGAAGUGCAUGUCGGAGCUGUGGAGGAUGGAGAGGACUCGAGACAAAAACGUCUGGGAAAUGAAGGACAACGUGAGGCGCUUGCACUCGGAAAUGCAGGCAUUUGUGUCUGAGAGCCAGAGGGCUGCCGAGCUGGAGGAGAAGCGUCGCUACCGCUUCCUGGCUGAAAAGCACCAGCUGCUCUCCAGCACCUUCCUCCAGGUCUACAGCAGGGCCUGGGGCAUCAUCCAGAGCAAGGUGCCAAAGUGGAAGGAGCAAUUGGAGGCCAGCCGCAAUCCAAGCAGCAGACACUCCCCGAGCCUGCUCAGUGCCUCCCAUGGCCAGGGGUAUCCGUCAGGCCGCCUGACCCCCAGCCACCUCGACAUGCCUCAGAGGCCUCUGGGAGAUUUUGGCUCAGCCAUGACUGGACGUAAUUCAAGCCCCUUCCUCCAGGAGCCUGCAGAACUUCUUAGACCCUCUCCUCAGCCAGAGCCAACCAGGAGAGGCCUGCAGAAGACUUCAUCUGCUGGCUCGCUCUCCGCCGGCCAGCGCUCGCGCUCCAGCUCCUUCGGGGAGCGGGCAGGAGGAGGCGGCAGCGUGUUGAGAGUCCAGGCAAUUGUGCCCCACUCUGCUGGCGCCAACCGCACCUUGCUAGGGUUCAACUUCGGGGACGUCAUCACGGUGCUGAUCCCAGAGGCGCAGAACGGCUGGCUGUACGGCAAGCUAGAGGGAUCAUCCACGAGCGGCUGGUUUCCCGAAGCUUUCAUAAAGCCCCUGGGGGGAGUAAGAGACCCGGAGGAACCACCCACCAGGUCCUUCCCGCUGCGGAGCAGUCACAGCAUGGAUGGCCUGGAUUGCCCCAGUGUCCCGUCAGCAGGAAAUUACCGACACAACGCUGCCCUGCCCCAGUCACCAAGCCCUUCUCCAGCCUCACUUGGUGCUGGCAGCCGCCGGAGCAGCUUGGCUAGUGCUGCCGCUCCUUCAGAUUCCAAGAAGUCAGCUAUGCAGGAGCAGCCCCCAGAGCUCUUCCCCCGCGGCACCAACCCGUUUGCCACGGUAAAGCUGCGCCCCACCGUCACCAACGACCGGUCGGCACCCAUCAUCCGGUGA